AUGGGUGGAGGCGAACAUAAAGAGGCAGUCUUGGUGACUUUGCCUAUGCAGGAGCCGCAUGAUGCUAUCGAGCGAUUGCAGAAGAAGUUCCCUCAUCUCAAGAUAACAUACCGAAACGUGUCAUGGACGAAGGAUCGUGCUCAACUUGAGAAGGAGGUAGACAAAGAGCUAUGGAAGGAAGCCACAGUACUGUUGACUUUAUCUGCUCUGCCACCGAAACCAUCAGAUGCACCUCUACUCGAUUUUAUCCAACUCUUCUCUGCCGGGUCCAACCAGCUUGCGAGUCACCCUAUCUACACUGACACCGACAUUCCUAUCGCCACUGCAUCCGGUGUCCAUGGCCCGCAGAUUGCCGAGUGGGUGAUCAUGACCCACCUCAUUCACACCCACAAGUACAACCAACUUUACGACGCACAGAAGCAGCAUAAAUGGGGCUCUAAGGAUGGUUCGUACCGCGUCAGUGACUCUGUUGGCAUGAGAGUCGGUGUUCUCGGAUAUGGAAGUAUUGGUCGUCAAGUCGGCAGGGUGGCCAAGGCAAUGGGCAUGGAUGUCAUCGCAUUCACAGCAUCUCCAAAGGACACCCCAGAGAAGAAAAAAGAUGUCGGCUACAUCGUCCCUGGAACCGGUGAUCCGGACGGCGAGAUCCCCUCUGCCUGGUACUCCGGUCUAGACAAGGAGUCUCUGCACAACUUCCUCAAGCAAGAUAUCGACUUGCUGCUAAUUUCCGUGCCGCUCACCAAGGAGACAACUCAUUUCCUAUCCACCGAGGAAUUCAAGGUCCUCAGCCAAAAUGGCAAGAGACCUGCAUACGUGACCAACAUCGCCAGAGGACCUAUAAUCGACCAACCUGCACUCAUUGAAGCCCUCAAGGAUGAUACUCUUGCUGGAGCUUCCCUUGAUGUCACUGAUCCUGAGCCCUUGCCUUCGGACAACGAGCUUUGGGAUCUGGAAAACGUGAUCGUUACUCCUCACAUCAGCGGCAACGGUGCAGCAUAUGUAGACCGCGCUUUCCAGAUCCUUGAACUGCAGCUAGAGCACAAGCAAAAGGGAGAAAAGUACAUCAAUGUGGUCAACAGGAAGAGAGGAUAUUAG
Molecule: messenger RNA, 1092 nt
Organism: Aureobasidium pullulans EXF-150
Lineage: Eukaryota; Fungi; Ascomycota; Dothideomycetes; Dothideales; Saccotheciaceae
Exons: 3
Coding region: 1-1092 (363 amino acids)
Molecular function (GO): NAD binding
Source: RefSeq, a predicted model, not a curated record